Oryzias melastigma (Indian medaka) is the source of this 2782-nucleotide messenger RNA. RefSeq names its product lysocardiolipin acyltransferase 1 (gene lclat1). Bases 318 to 1475 code for a protein of 385 amino acids. The transcript has 6 exons. The record is from RefSeq and is a predicted model, not a curated record. Gene Ontology annotation, molecular function: acyltransferase activity. Gene Ontology annotation, cellular component: endomembrane system. Lineage: Eukaryota; Metazoa; Chordata; Actinopteri; Beloniformes; Adrianichthyidae.
UCGGCGUUACACCGUCGCUUCUCGCUUGCAGGUUGGCAGGACGGCGGCUGCACAUUCGCUGCACGUCGCUGGGCUCAGACAUUGCAGAACUGCAUCGGCGAAGUUGAUGGUCGAAAAACCAAAGUGACUGCAGUUUCAGCUCCAGGCAGCUUUCAGACCAGGAAACGCGGUAGUUAAAGAUAAUCGCGUGUCCGUUAAGGUUAGCUGCUAGCAUGCUGCCAUGUCGCAACCAAUAACAUUGCAACUUCUGGGUGUUUGGACACAUUGGGUGUAGCGCACCUGAAUCAAGCAUUAACUACGGAGUAAAAACACAAGAGAUGGCGGUGUCGGUACGGGGGCUCUACUUUGUAGUGACCCUCUUUUUGGGGAGCUUCUUUGGAAGCAUUUUCAUGCUGGGUCCCGUUUUGCCGCUCAUGCUGGUUUCUCCCGCUUGGUACCGCUGGCUCACGGAUCGGAUAGUUGCCACCUGGCUUACCCUGCCUGUGUCUCUGCUGGAGCUGGUUUUUGGGGUGAAGGUGGUGAUUACAGGCGACGGCUUUAUUCCGGGUGAGCGGAGUGUGAUCAUUAUGAACCACCGCACCCGUCUGGACUGGAUGUUCCUGUGGUGUUGUCUGCUCAGGUACAGCUACCUCCGUCUGGAGAAGAUCUGCCUCAAGGCCGGACUAAAGGCUGUGCCCGGCUUUGGCUGGGCGAUGCAGGUGGCCUGCUUCGUCUUCAUCCACCGUCGCUGGGAGGUAGACAAGAAGCACCUGGAGAACAUGUUGGACUACUUCUGCGACAUAAAAGAGCCCCUGCAGCUGCUCCUGUUUCCGGAGGGUACAGACCUCACCGAGAACACCAAAACGCGGAGCGACGCAUUUGCUGAAAAGAACAAGCUGCCAAAGCUGGAGUUUGUGCUUCAUCCCCGCAGCACCGGGUUCACCUUUAUUGUGGACAAACUCCGAAAAGGACACAACCUGGAUGCCGUCCAUGACAUCACAGUGGCCUACCCCAAGAACAUCCCCCAGACGGAGCGCCACCUGAUACUGGGCCACUUUCCACGGGAGAUCCAUUUCCACGUCAUCCGUUACCCCGUCUCUUCCCUUCCCGCCGCCUCCUCUGAUCUAGAGUUAUGGUGCAGGGACCGUUGGGCGGAAAAAGAGGUCCGCCUGCGGGACUUCUACGCGAGCCAGCCCCGGGGAUUUGUCCGGGACGGCGUCGCACUCGUGCCGCCCUGUAAAUCCGAGCUCCGAGUGGCUCUGAUCAAAGCUGCCUCGCUGCUGUACUGGACUAGCUUCAUCGCUCUGUGCUUCACCGGCCUGUGGCUCUGGACUCCCGUCAGGCUCUACUGCCUGGUGAUGAUCGCCGUGUACGUGGUCCAGCAGAAGUUCUUUGGAGGGAUGGAGCUGCUGGAGUUGGCUUUCCAUCAAUACUGGAAGUCCAAGGGUGAGAGCGCCGCUGCUGGGAAAAGGGAGCAAGAUGAAAAGACGAAAUGAUGCAAAGAAAAAUAAAUAAAAAAGGGGCGACGGCGUGCUUCCACUCCAUCAAGGAGUUGGAGCAAAGCAAAACGGAGAUCUGAAAACUCCAUUUAAAACACAAAAAAGGUAGUGAGCCUCCUGAUGGAAUGCAUGGCUUCUGAGGAUAGCUUCACUUCAGUCAAAAGAAGAAAUGAAGGAAUGUUAAGUACAUUUAUUCCUUGCUGGGUUCAAGGAAUUCACCAUCCAUUUAUGUCUUUUAUCCACAGCUUUUUUUAGCUCGCUGUCAUUUUAGCAUUCUGUCCGGUUUACAGCUGCUUGUUCAGGAUCUCAAUUGUACGCUAGAUUUUUUUUUUUAUUCCAAGAAUGGAGCAGAGCCAUAGUACAGACCAUCUGUACACAUCCCAUGACUUGACUCUAACAUUAUUCAAACGAGCACUUGAAUUUGUCCUGAACUGCUGUCUUUUAGCAGCAUCAGCGUCGUUCUGAAUGAACUUUAUGGUCUGUACAGUCGUAUAAUCAUUGUUUACAGUUUUUACUAAAAAGAAAAAAAGAUUCUCAUGUUUUAAUUAUCAAAUUUAAACUAAAUUGGAAACAAAGUUCAACUUUCGAGAGACCAAACAGAAUGUAGGGGGUAAAGUGGGUGGGAGAAUGUCCUGCUGGAACAACAGGAUCCUUCUGUGUUUUAUGUGCCACAAAGAGCCAGACUUGGAGUGGAAAACUGAAGGCGGCGUAAUCUAAAAGUCUCUGUAACGGCCACCUCUGGCUUUGUCUUUUAUCUGCAGGACAAAGAUUAAUGGGGAGGGGGGGCUGCUAAAUUCAAUUUGCAAGUGACGGGCGUCAAAACCCGCUCUGACGGUGCCAUAAAAGGACAGAAAGUGAAGGAAAAGGCUUUUAUCCUCGGACCCGCCGUCCUCAGUGCAAUCACAAACCGCAUCGUUUCUGUAGGAAACUCCGACAUUCUAGCAGUUCCUGUAACACUGUGCAUUGCGUGCUGUAGCUUUACUUCUGCUUAACUUUGCGAGACAAAUCCCUGUUGUUUCACUUGACACAAGUCCCAUUGUGUGUUUGCAGUUUUGAGUUCUCGUCAGGUGAAAAGAGACUGAUGCAAGUCACUGUGAUACUGUGUCAACAUUAUUAUGCUGUUUUACCGAGCAUGGUGGUACAUCAUCCCUCAAAUUGCUCCUAAUUCUGUAACAAUUUACCCUAUUUUUGUUUAUUAUUGUGUUAAAUCAUUUUCUGAUGAUGGACCUCUGAAUUAUCCUCAGGUAAACACGGUGGACACUCGUACAAGUCAAAUGUAUAUCUAAAUAAAUCUACAUCAUCUA